Messenger RNA from Rhagoletis pomonella (apple maggot), 256 nucleotides. RefSeq lists its product as uncharacterized. The transcript has a single exon. NCBI's taxonomy places the organism in Eukaryota, Metazoa, Arthropoda, Insecta, Diptera, Tephritidae. The annotation marks the transcript as partial. The record is from RefSeq and is a predicted model, not a curated record.
ACCUGCUUCUCUACCAAUUGUUUUAAGACCACACCUUUCCCCUUUUAAUCUUCUGAAAUGAGCGACUCAAAGAAGCUUGAAAAUCUCAAAUCUUUGGAUGAGAUAAUCUAUCCAGAAAUCGAGCCUGGCAUAAUUAGCAAGCAAAUGAUUGACAAAGCUUAUCUAGAAGAUGGUAAGACAGGUGAAGCUGCGCGUCUUCAUCAAAUGGAGCCUGUGGUGUAUGAACGCAUUUCCAUACUAAGGUUGGAGUUUCAGA